Molecule: messenger RNA, 2415 nt
Organism: Selaginella moellendorffii
Lineage: Eukaryota; Viridiplantae; Streptophyta; Lycopodiopsida; Selaginellales; Selaginellaceae
Product: pentatricopeptide repeat-containing protein At1g11290, chloroplastic-like
Exons: 2
Coding region: 1-2415 (804 amino acids)
Biological process (GO): RNA modification
Molecular function (GO): protein binding; RNA binding
Source: RefSeq, a predicted model, not a curated record
AUGGACGGUGGAGAUUUGUUUGAUCUAACGGCGGAGAACUCGACUAGGGCUCUUGGGAUGCUCGAGGAAUGCUCCGUGCGCGCGCCUGGAAUUCCCAGCAAGGACACCGGGGCUAGGCGCGGCGCUUACCUGGCGGCUCUCAAGGUAUGCGGCGGCGCCAGAGAUCUAGAGCGCGGCAGGAGAAUCCAUGGCGAGAUUAUCCGCGCCUCCACUCCCGAUUGCUUCGUCUCCACCGCGCUCGUCGACAUGUACUGCAAAUGCGGCAGCUUGGUGGAGGCCCGGGCCGUCUUCGAGGCAAUCCCAGCGCCGGAGAGAUCGGUGGUGUCCUGGAACUGCAUCGUCAUGGGCUACGCGGAGUGCGCUCGCGGCGAUCUGGCCCUGGAUCUCUACGCGAGAAUGGACUGCGCUCCCAAUCGCGUCACGUUUCUUGCUCUCCUCAAGGCCUGCGUGAGCCUGUCCCAGCGUGAAGAUCUCAAGCUCGUCGCCGGAGCCAUGAUCAAGCCCGAGAGCUUGCGACUUGGGCGAUGGAUCCACUCGCGAGCUGCGAGAAGCGGCCACGACCGCCACCUCCAGGUCUCCAACACGAUCAUCGACAUGUACUCCAAGCUCGGCUGCUCGAUCGACGCUCACAGGCUCCUCGACGCCAUGCCCCGGCCUAGCGUCGUGUCUUGGAACUGCCUCCUCUUGGGAUACGCCGAGAAUGGCCGCGAAAGCUUCGCUCUCGAGCUCUUCUCCCGGAUGGAAGACGAAGGCUACGAUCCAGACACUGUGACGUUCGUUGCCGCCUUGAAAGCCUGCGCGAGCCUCGCCGAUCGAAGCACCACCAAGCUUCGUUUGCUGGAGAAGGGACGAUCCAUCCACUCUCGAGCUCUGCAAGCUUUCCAUGGAAAGGAGCUCCACAUCUUCCUCUCGAGCACGCUGGUGGACAUGUACGCCAAGUGUGGGAGCUUGGACGAAGCUUGCCGGGUCUUCAAGAGCAUGAGGCACCGCAGCGUCGUGACGUGGAACUGUAUCAUCACGGCCUACGCGCAGAGCGGCCACGGCGAGCUCGCGUUGCAACACUUCCAGAAGAUGGUUGACGAAGGUGGUCUCGAGCCGGAUGCGAUCACUCUGAUGGCGGCUCUCAAGGCUUGCGGGAGCAUCGCUGAGAGAGAAGAACCGCAGAUCGUCGAAGGAAAGCUCGUCAAGCCCGUGUCACUCGAGAGAGGCCGAGCUCUUCACCGUCGAGUUGCCAGCUCCGGAUCACAGCACCACAGCUUCGUCGCCAGCAGUCUCCUGGAUAUGUACUCCAAAUGCGGGAGCAUGGAGGACGCUCGAGAGAUCUUCGAGCAUAUGGAAAGCAGGGACCUGGUGUGCUGGACGUCGAUGAUUCUGGGCUAUGCCGAGAGCGGCCAGGGCGAGCUUGCGCUCAAACUUUACGCCGAGAUGAAAGCCAGCGGCCUGGAAGCUGACGACGUGACUUUCGUGGCGGCUCUCAAGGCGUGUGGAAGCCUGGGAGCUCUGGCAGCCGGGAAGAACGUCGAGGCCGAGAUCUGCAACGCUGGAGUGGAGAGCCAUCUGGUGGUGGCGAAUGCUCUCGUCGAUUUCUACGGCAAGUGUGGCAGCAUGGCGGAAGCUCGAGAGAUGUUUGAGUCGCUGAGCAGCAUCCGCAGGGUCGACGUGAUAACUUGGAACUCGUUGAUCGACGGGUACAGUCGCCAAGGCAGCCACCAGCAAGUCUUUGAUCUCCUGGACGAGAUGGUGGCGCAAAACUUUCGGCCCAACGAGAUCACGAUGCUGUCGGUUCUCGCGGUUUGCAGCCACAGCGGUCUGGUGGAUCGAGGCCGGGAGUUCCUCGAGACGAUGGAGGCGAAGUUUCGAGUGUCGCCAGGGGUGAAGCACUACAGCUGCGUCGUGGGUCUGCUGGGACGAGCGAAUCGAUUCGAUGAGGCGCUAAAGGUGGUGAGAAGCAUGCCUUGUGAUCCCGGCAGCUCCCUGUGGCUGACGCUGCUGGGAGCGUCGUGGAAGUGGAACGAUCUGAGCGUUGGAGAGCUGGCAUUUGAUAAGCUCCGGGAAGAGAACAGCGCUGCCGCUUUCGUUCUUAUAUCGCUUACCUGGCUAGCGAACGACGGAUGUGCUACUCGCCCAGAGGAUCAAAGCGCAGAUGAAGAGGACGAGUGGGAUCAAAUGGAUGGCGCUCUCGGGCUUGAGGAAUUUGGAGGCCGGCCUCUUGUUGUCGUGGAGGAGCUGCUGCUCGGCGUCGUCGGUGUCGCUGCCGCCACUGCCGCCACUGCCGCCAUUGCUGCUGUGAUGGAGGGGAUUAUCGGACGGGAGAUCGAUGGCCACCAUGCUGAUGCUUCUGGGAAUGACGCCGUUCGCCGCUCGCGUCGGGGAUGUGUGGAGAUAGACGGCAUUCGUUGCGUAGCUAGCUUCUAG